Molecule: messenger RNA, 2201 nt
Organism: Drosophila yakuba
Lineage: Eukaryota; Metazoa; Arthropoda; Insecta; Diptera; Drosophilidae
Gene: tfc
Product: C-type lectin 37Db
Exons: 5
Coding region: 735-1874 (379 amino acids)
Biological process (GO): biological process involved in interspecies interaction between organisms
Cellular component (GO): external side of plasma membrane
Molecular function (GO): carbohydrate binding
Source: RefSeq, a predicted model, not a curated record
CGAGGAACUCGUUUUAGUUGCGUUCAAACGCUUUAGUCUGUAAGUUAACACGGCGAGUGCGAUCGCAGGAAAGAGCCGAGAAAAUCGUGAAGCGGUGCCCCAGCCUAGAUGUUAACCAUUCGGCGGAUCGGCCCCGAAUGCGAGCAACUUUUGAGAUCGGUCCACGACAGACCGACCACAUAACCAAUCCGCUCCAGUUCGCUCGCUCCAGUUUCCCGCUCUCGUCGAGCGCCGCGAAAGCGGAAAGAAAGUGAAUUGAGUGGAGAUCUGGGCGAUUACUUAAUCCGCGUUCGCCUUCACGACCAGCCAUCGAACCCAACCGGGCUUCGAGCUCCAAACACCAAGCUCCCAAUCCCAAUCUGAAUUCGAGGGCGCAAAUUAAUGGCCCCCAUUUAGAGAGCCACCCCGCCCCUCCAGCGUUGACAGUUGGGCGGCGAAAAGCAUAGUAUUUGAAUAUCAAAACUAGAUCCGAGCGAUACCACCAGACAUUUCCCCCGAUAUUUUGAUAAUUUAGAAAGCGAAGCUGCAUACCAAAUAGGCCCCAGACCUAGAGACCCCCGAAAGUCCAACAUCCGUCGGUCAGUUGGCUUUCAGUUACAGCUCGAGAUCGCAGGCUAUAGCAUACCACAGCCGCCGACUUGCUUUCCCCGGUUUUCGGUUUCGUCAAGUGCACUUUUACAACUGCAACUUUUACUGGUGCCCAAGAUCCGUGUGAAGAGUGCAAAUCGGUGAUCAUGAUCCGUCCCACGCUCCUCAUAGUGCUCAUUUCGCUGGCCAGCGUCGAUUCCGGCCACAACACACCCGUAACCACAAUCCCGGCGGCCGAACCUGUGAGCCAGGUGCCCCACGGCUUCCAACUGGGGCCAAACAGUCACAUCAGCAGCAGCGGCAAUAUUAGCCAGAGUGGAGGCGGAAAUGGCCGCGAUAAGAGAGGCGCCCAACUGGAUCCGGGCGAGAUUGCCCGCCAGAAUCAGAUAACGCAGCAGAUAUUUGCCAACUACUUGGAGCGCCGGCUGUUUCCCAAUCGCACGGCCAACCAGAAGAUACCCACCAUCGCGGACAUCCUGCCCAAGCCGAAACCAUCGCCACGACCCCGUCCUCGAGGAUUCGCGGCCAGUGGAGGCGCUAACUUCAAGAGGAGCGGCGGAGGAGCUCAGAGGAAUCGCCUGGCUGCUGCCGCCACCAAGAGGCAGUCGGGCUACAAUCGCAAGCGCCUUCGCGAGGAAGAGGAGGAGGAGGAGGCGGAGGAGCAGGAGGUGCAGGAGCAGCGGGAUCAGCAGCCGCUGGCCAACCAGGAGGACUUCGACUACGACGUGCAGGAGUCCCUGCAGAGCGUGGAAUCGGAGCAGCACGAUCAGUACUAUGGGAACAUCUUCCAUCGCGAUCCCAGCGAGAACGAAGUCGAUAAUGACUGCCCCAACUGCGUGGACGAGUCGCAGUACACGCCGAACAAGUGGACGAUGCCGCUGCUGAAGCUCGGGGAGAAGCGCUACUACCUGGGCAUCUUCUUCAAGGCAAACUGGUUCAAAGCCACACAAUACUGCCGGUACCACGGCAUGCAUCUGGCCAGCAUUUCAUCACAGGAAGAGAACGAUAGACUGGAGAAGCACAUACGUGACUUUGGCCUGGGCCACGAACAUUUCUGGAUUUCCGGCACGGACCUGGCCGACGAGGGCAACUUCUUCUGGAUGGCCACCGGCAGACCCAUCACAUUCACCAACUGGAACGCCGGAGAGCCCAACAAUUUCCGGUACGAGAACGGCGAGGAGGAAAACUGCCUGGAGCUGUGGAACCGCGAUGGCAAGGGCCUCAAGUGGAACGACUCGCCCUGCAGCUUCGAGACCUACUUCGUCUGCGAGGUGCAACCGAACUAGAGGGUAUCUCCCAUUCGGGCAUUCGGAAUUCGCACCCUUAUCCGUACUCCACUUGCGACCAAGUGAUUAACUGGUUGGGUUGAACUGGCCUUUGCUGGGUGAUUACUCCGGCGACCCUGUCACGAAUGUGAAUGUGAGUGUGAGUGUUCAUCUCGAACACUCCACUCACCGCUGAAAGAUCUAAAUUCGCGUAUUCUUAGCGUAGCUGCGUAAGUGUAUAAAAUUCUUGUUGAUAAUUAGCUAGUAAACUAAUUAAAUUAUGCUAGGAUCGCUUGUAUUUUCUCAUGUAAAAUAUGAAUAAAAUGUAUCUUAAAAACUAUACAUCUA